Messenger RNA from Closterium sp. Naga37s-1, 1899 nucleotides. Lineage: Eukaryota; Viridiplantae; Streptophyta; Zygnematophyceae; Desmidiales; Closteriaceae. The record is from the annotation of a GenBank genome assembly.
AUGGCUACCAAGAAGCUUCCUCAGCUGGUGGAAUUGGAGAUUGGGGAGCAGCGGAGCAAUAAACCUACGCUUCUUGAUGGCGCGCUCAGUGUGAGUGUGGUGGUGGUGGUGGUGAUUGUGCUGGCUGUGGUGGUGAUUGUGCUGGCUGUGGUGGUGAUUGUGCUGGCUGUGGUGGUGAUUGUGCUGGCUGUGGUGGUGAUUGUGCUGGCUGUGGUGGUGAUUCUGCUGGCUGUGGUGGUGAUUCUGCUGGCUGUGGUGGUGAUUCUGCUGGCUGUGGUGGUGAUUGUGCUGGCUGUGGUGGUGAUUGUGCUGGCUGUGGUGGUGAUUGUGCUGGCUGUGGUGGUGAUUGUGCUGGCUGUGGUGGUGAUUGUGCUGGCUGUGGUGGUGAUGGUGCUGGCUGUGGUGGUGAUUGUGCUGGCUGUGGUGGUGAUUGUGCUGGCUGUGGUGGUGAUUGUGCUGGGUGUGGUGGUAAUUGUGCUGGCUGUGGUGGUGAUUGUGCUGGGUGUGGUGGUGAUUGUGCAGGCUGUGGUGGUGAUUGUGCUGGCUGUGGUGGUGAUUGUGCUGGCUGUAGUGGUGAUUGUGCUGGGUGUGGUGGUUAUUGUGCUGGGUGUGGUGGUGAUUGUGCUGGCUGUGGUGGUGAUUGUGCUGGCUGUGGUGGUGAUUGUGCUGGGUGUGGUGGUGAUUGUGCUGGGUGUGGUGGUGAUUGUGCUGGGUGUGGUGGUGAUUGUGCUGGCUGUGGUGGUGAUUGUGCUGGGUGUGGUGGUGAUUGUGCUGGGUGUGGUGGUGAUUGUGCUGGGUGUGGUGGUGAUUGUGCUGGGUGUGGUGGUGAUUGUGCUGGUGAUUGUCCUAGGUGUGGUGGUGAUUGUGCUGGGUAUGGUGGUGAUUGUGCUGGGUGUGGUGGUGAUUGUCCUAGGUGUGGUGGUGAUUGUCCUGGGUGUGGUGGUGAUUCUCCUGGCUGUGGUGGUGAUUGUGCUGGCUGUGGUGGUGAUGGUGCUGGCUGUGGUGGUGAUGGUGCUGGCUGUGGUGGUGAUGCUGCUGGCUGUGGUGGUGAUUCUGCUGGCUGUGGUGGUGAUUCGGCUGGCUGUGGUGGUGAUUCUGCUGGCUGUGGUGGUGAUUCUGCUGGCUGUGGUGGUGAUGGUGCUGGCUGUGGUGGUGAUGGUGCUGGCUGUGGUGGUGAUGGUGCUGGCUGUGGUGGUGAUGGUGCUGGCUGUGGUGGUGAUGGUGCUGGCUGUGGUGGUGAUGGUGCUGGCUGUGGUGGUGAUGGUGCUGGCUGUGGUGGUGAUGGUGCUGGCUGUGGUGGUGAUGGUGCUGGCUGUGGUGGUGAUGGUGCUGGCUGUGGUGGUGAUGGUGCUGGCUGUGGUGGUGAUUGUGCUGGGUGUGGUGGUGAUGGUGCUCGCUGUGGUGUUGAUUGUGCUGGGUGUGGUGGUGAUUGUGCUGGGUGUGGUGGUGAUUGUGCUGGGUGUGGUUGUGAUUGUGCUGGGUGUGGUGGUGAUUGUGCUGGGUGUGGUGGUGAUUGUGCUGGGUGUGGUGCUGAUUGUGCUGGGUGUGGUGCUGAUUGUGCUGGGUGUGGUGGUGAUUGUGUUGGCUGUGGUGGUGAUUGUGCUGGCUGUGGUGGUGAUUGUGCUGGCUGUGGUGGUGAUUAUGCUGGGGGGGGCUGAGAGAGGAGAGACCUCUAUGGGUGGUGGUGGUGGUGGUGAGAUCGGAGAGGAGGUGGAGAGGGAUAAGGGUUGGGGAAUGCGCGAGAGUAUAGGCGAUGGUGAAGGCGGCGAUUUAGGGACAGCCGAGGUCCUUGGUGACACCGUCAUGGCCGAUGGUGCGGGUGAUGAGGAGAGGGAGGUGGAAGAUAAGGAAGGGUCGGAGGAGGGUGGCAAGGAGGAUGAGGAGUCCGAGGGAGAGUAG